AUGCUCUGGGCGAAAUACCAGAAGGAAUCUCAGAGCAUUGGUUGCUUAUUAGCUGAUCCGAAGUUCCAACUUAUUCCUUCUUACGGCCCCGAAAUAAAGUGCUAUUCGUCCAUCAAUAUCGAUGAUAUAAAACGCACAGAUUACAGCCAAAUUUACGAGCGUUAUUGCGAACAGUUUAACUAUACAGAGCUAGUUUUAACAUUUAUUAUCUAUUUAAAUCUCUCUCUCCUUUGCUCUCUCUGUAUAUCUGAUUAUAAGUUUAUUAAUAUUUGUCUAUCUAUCAAUCUAAUUUUAAUUGCUAUUAUCUAUCUAUUUAAAUACCCCUCUCUCUUUCUCCCUACAUAUGUAUAUGAUUAUAACAGUUUAUUAAUAUCUCUCUAUCCCAGUUUAUUCAUAUCCAUCUAUCUGACACAAGUUUUCAAGGAUUGUUCCGUGUUUAUCUACGCUACUGUUUUUAAUUAUCUAUCUAUCUAUCUAUCUAUCUAUCUAUCUAUCUAUAUAUAUACACAUAUUUUAAUUAUCUAUCUAUCUAUCUAUCUAUCUAUUUAUCUAUCUAUCUAUAUCUAUAUAUCUAUACGCUACACAUUAUUUAUCUAUCUAUCUAUCUAUCUAUCUAUCUAUCUAUCUAUCUAUGUACAGCACGAUACCCAUGCACGUACGGGCACGCGCACACAUACAUACAUUGAUCUGUUCAUUAUCUAUCUAUCUAUCUAUCUAUCUAUCUAUCUAUCUAUCUAUCUAUCUAAUUCUUCUGCUUGGUUUAUAUAUCUAUAUAUAUCUAUAUCUAUCUAUCUAUCUAUCUAUCUAUCUAUCUAUCUAUCUAUCUGUAUAAAAACGCGCCCGGUUUGUCCAGGCAACGUGCAUCGACAUUCCUGUGUCAGUUUGUUCUCACGCAUUCAUUAG
Molecule: messenger RNA, 903 nt
Organism: Acanthosepion pharaonis
Lineage: Eukaryota; Metazoa; Mollusca; Cephalopoda; Sepiida; Sepiidae
Source: the annotation of a GenBank genome assembly